Symbiodinium sp. CCMP2456 is the source of this 599-nucleotide messenger RNA. NCBI's taxonomy places the organism in Eukaryota, Dinophyceae, Suessiales, Symbiodiniaceae. The record is from the annotation of a GenBank genome assembly.
AUGUUGAAAGCCGAUCUCACAGAUGUCCUCAAGCCCUCCUUCAUCUCCCUGAGGACCGAGGUCUACCUUCAGAAAGAUCUCGGCUCCCUUCGGCGUGUGCAGCGCCUGCUCUCAGGCAUGAUUUCUUCGGCUCGAGACUCUGGCGAUCCGUCGGCCGUGCAGAAGGUUCACCGAUCUAUCGUGGAAUCGGGCAUCACGCAGCUGAUUGUGCAAAUGUUGGAUGACCAGGUUUUUGUGGGAGCCCCUGAAGAUGUCACCGAUGCCGCAUGGCAGCUGCUGAUCGAUGUCCUCUGUGAGAAGAGGAGUGCCUCUGGUGUGCAGCAGGUGAGCAAAGCGGUGCAGCAAAGCAUCCUCCAGGUCUGCAAGACAGGCGUGGAUGCGGGCAUGUUCGAGUCCUUUCGGGAGAUACUUGGCAUCGUCAUUAGCAAGUCCAAGGCAGUGCGAAGCUUGAAGCUACUCGCCAAGCUGAAUCCAGAGGAGCAGCGCCAAAUUGACGACCUGAAGGCCAGCAUGAAGGAUGCAGUGCGUGCCAUGGAGGCCAUGCGGCUCAUGGUGGAGGGGCACUUCUUCCCGAUGCAGCAGCACCUGAGCUCGUUGAG